This is a messenger RNA of Durio zibethinus, 814 nucleotides long. RefSeq names its product E3 ubiquitin-protein ligase RSL1-like. NCBI's taxonomy places the organism in Eukaryota, Viridiplantae, Streptophyta, Magnoliopsida, Malvales, Malvaceae. Gene Ontology annotation, molecular function: ubiquitin-protein transferase activity; zinc ion binding. The record is from RefSeq and is a predicted model, not a curated record. Gene Ontology annotation, biological process: protein ubiquitination.
AAUUGUUAACAGCCAAACACAAGAAUAAUAUAGCAUGGGAAACUCUCCAGGAAAACCAAGAAAAGCCCUGGAAAAGCCUCAAGAAGAAGAUCAUCCUGACUCUAGCUUCACUUGUGAGAUUUGCAUCGAACCCACAUUGCCAGGCAAGAAAUUCAACAACACCAACUUUUGUAAACACCCUUUUUGCCAAGAUUGCAUUGCCAGAUACAUUGAAGUCAAAAUCCAAGAUAACACAGCGAAAAUCGAAUGCCCCGAACCAAGUUGCCAACACCAUUUAGAUCCUCUCAUAUGCAGGCCGAUGAUUCCAGCAAGCCUGUUUUCAACAUGGUGUGAUCUUUUAUGCGAGAAUUGUCUUUUAGGGUCUGAAAGAAGCUAUUGCCCCAACAGGAAUUGCUUGGCUUUGGUGUUGAAUGAGUGCGGAGGGAAUGUGAAGAAAUCCCAAUGCCCCAACUGCAAACAACUCUUUUGUUUUCAGUGCCAAACCAAGUGGCAUGCUGGUUAUGAGUGUGAAGAAAGUGAGGAAAUAAGGGAUAGAAAUGAUGUUCUUUUCGGACAGCUUGUUGAGAGAAAGAAGUGGAUUAGAUGUCCGGGCUGUGGCCAGUGUGUUGAACGUCUUCUAGGUUGCUCUAUUGUUAAAUGCAGAUGCAAGACAGAGUUCUGCUACCAAUGUGGGAAAAUUUUAACAAGCAAUGGAUGUGGAUGCAAGAACAGUUUGGGAAAUAUGAUAAUGCAUGUCAAUUUGUAUCCUGUCAUGUAUGUAUUUGUGGUCUUCAUUUUUGUUGUUGUUUGGCUUAGUAUUCAUUCUAUUUCCUAA